CCCCAAAAACCCUAGCUUGCUCCCCCUCCUCCUCCCCCUCCCCCUCGCUGGAUUUCUGGUGUCGCGCAAAGCUAUCUCCUUCGUGGCCAAACUGCCCCUCCCCCUCCCCUGGAUUCUUGGUGUCGCGCAAAGCUAUCUCCUUCGUGGCCAAACUCUUAUGAGACAGAUGCGAUUAGAGAUAGCUGGGAAGGCAGCGACGGUAUCGCGGUGUACAGAAUUCCUAUCUUUCUCCUCUUGCCGCCCUUUUCCUACCGAAAGUUAAAUUCACAUCUUCCUUUUCGCGCGAAAGCCCAUCCCGGAUUCACUAAAUCCUGGAUUUAAGGCCGAAAUCCUUGAAAUCCGGAUUUCUCAAAUCUGCAGCUUUAUUUUGUCCAGAAGUCCUGGUUAAAUCCUGAUCUAAAUUCCUUACAAGACAGGUCCUUAAGAACCUGUAGGCUUUACGAAUGCGUUUUGUGCCGUUUGGUAGGAUUUAACAUGAAUCCUGUAUAAAUUUUGCUUAAACUGGUGGAGGAAGGCAAAACUGCUUUAUUAUUCAAUAAACCCCGACUCCCGCCAGGCAGUUAACGGCGCGCCUCCGCAAUUAACGGCGAUGGUACGGCUCCGGCGAUCAGCUAAGCACUGCCGCCUUCUCAGACGGCCUUUGUUUUCUUCCUUCUCUCGCGCUCUCUAUCUUACUCAGUUGGCCUCCGCAGGCAGAACUAAAGCGGCAGCACAGAGUGGACGUGCAGGUCUCAAACGCCCCUCGAAAAUCAAACCGGUGGAGUCAUCCGUUUCGUCGGACGAUGACGAUGAAGAAGAACAUCUGCAAGAAGGCACAAUCGUUGAAGCGGAUUUCGGAUUCUUUGACCCCAAGCCUGGGGAUUUCCAUGGUGUGAAGCUUCUGCUCCAAAAUUACCUUGAUGAAAAGGUGUGGGAUCUCAGUGGCUUCGUUGAUCUGAUUCUUGGGCAGACAACUGUCGGGACUGUUGUGAAACUGGAUGGGAAUGAUGAAGUUGAAGAAGGUGGCAAAGAAGAUUUGUACGCUGUCAUUAGUGCCCUUAACUUUGGGCGAUAUAGUGAGCAUCAAUGCAUGGGGGAGCUGAAGGAGUUUCUCUUCGGUGUUUGUGGUGAUGAGAGCGUGAAAAGGAAGCUGAAAGUGCUGCUGGAGCAGCAGGCAGACGAUGUGGGUCUUUUAGUUUCUCAGAGGUUUGUGAACUGCCCGCACCAGCUGGUGCCCCCACUAUAUGAUGCCCUCUUUGACGAGGUUUCUUGGGCAAUAGAAGAUGAGCCAACGAAGGAACUUAGAGACUCAUUCUGCUUCAAGUUCUACUUGCUGGUUACUAGAAUCUAUGAGAAUAAACAUGCCAACCAACUCAAUGCAAAAGAAAGGAAUAAUUCUGAAGAUCCAAUAAUCUACCUAAAGGUGGAAGAUGAAGUUUUCCAUGAGCUGAGUUCGUUUUCUUUUACAUUUCGUCUUCAUUCUUCACCGUUUGUUCCACCCGAGGUGAAGAAUUAUAGAGCAAUGGGUUUAGUCAUGGUCAUAAAUGCUGAUGUUGUUCCAAAAUUCCGUGAAAAUUUGAAGUCUCUUCUUGCUGAAAGCUAGAGCCUGAAAUAUCAUCAUGCACAAAAAGUUUCCUUUCAGGAGGCCAAAAUAAAAAAUUAAAAGAAAAAAAGACUGGAAAGCUACACGCUUAUGCCCAAGUCUGGUUCACUUGUUUUGCUCUAUUAACUUAUGUAAUUGCAUGUGUAGAUUACUUGAUUCUUAUGAGGGAAAAUUCCAACAUAUUUUUUAUUUUUAUUUUUUGAGCUUUUAAAUGCUGAAA
This is a messenger RNA of Phalaenopsis equestris, 1802 nucleotides long. Its product is annotated as protein BCCIP homolog. The coding region runs from base 590 to 1582 and encodes 330 amino acids. The transcript is spliced from 8 exons. Lineage: Eukaryota; Viridiplantae; Streptophyta; Magnoliopsida; Asparagales; Orchidaceae. Gene Ontology annotation, cellular component: nucleus. The record is from RefSeq and is a predicted model, not a curated record.